Messenger RNA from Helianthus annuus (common sunflower), 1534 nucleotides. RefSeq names its product tobamovirus multiplication protein 1. The record is from RefSeq and is a predicted model, not a curated record. The transcript has 10 exons. Gene Ontology annotation, cellular component: plant-type vacuole membrane. The coding region runs from base 335 to 1195 and encodes 286 amino acids. NCBI's taxonomy places the organism in Eukaryota, Viridiplantae, Streptophyta, Magnoliopsida, Asterales, Asteraceae.
UAUUACAAUGAGAUUAACCUUGUGUGAAGGAGAACAAACUCUUUCCUUCGAUAAUCUUCUUUCAACACUACAAUAAUCAAAUCAAAAUCAAAAUCAAAAUCAAGUUCGUAUUCGAUUUCCCUUUCUUUCUUCCACUUUUUCCUUCCUUUCCAAUCCAAGAUGUCCUCUUUCUCCCCCAAUUUCCACCUUCAACAGUAAUAAAACAAACCAACAAACACCCUUUUCAAUUUCACUAUUCGAUCAAGAUUGCGUGUGUGCGCGAUCCACCAAUCUUAUCUAGAGGAGGAGGUGUGUGAGCGUGAGCGUGGGUUUAAUUGGGCAGAGGAGAUAUCAUAUGGCGACAAUUCCACUGGGCAAGAUGAUUCAUUUCUGGUUGUCCACUGAUUGGUGGGAGGAGAUUAACGAAUCAAGAAAGUGGCAAGAUGCAAUCUUUUUCACUCUUUCUGCUUCUUAUGCCCUCGUUUCCGCCAUUGCUCUUAUUCAGUUAAUUAGGAUUCAGCUAAGAGUGCCCGAGUAUGGGUGGACAACACAAAAAGUUUUCCACCUCAUGAACUUCAUUGUAAAUGGAGUGCGUGCCAUUGUCUUUGGGUUCCACUUACAAGUGUUUAAUUUGCAUCCAAAGGUUUGCAUCUGGAUGCUAUUGGAGGUGCCCGGUCUACUGUUUUUCUCAACAUAUACUCUUCUUGUCCUAUUUUGGGCUGAGAUAUAUCACCAGGCUAAGAAUUUACCAACGGGUAAACUCAGGAUUAUAUACGUAUCAGUUAACGCAGGCGUUUAUUUGAUACAAGGUUGUCUUUGGUUAUAUCUAUGGUUGGAUGAUAGCAGCUUGGUGCAAUUUCUCGGAAAGAUAUUUGUUGCAGUUAUAUCACUUAUGGCUGCAGUAGGCUUCCUGCUUUAUGGAGGAAGGUUAUUUAUCAUGCUGAGACGAUUUCCUAUUGAAUCUAAAGGCAGACAGAAGAAACUUCACGAGGUUGGAUCCGUGACGGGAAUAUGCUUUACCUGUUUUGUUGUAAGAAGCUUUGUGGAUGUUUUAUCUGCUUUUGAUUCACACGCUUCAUUGGACGUACUUGAUCAUCCGGUUUUGAACUUCUUUUUCUACAUGCUAGUUGAGAUUCUGCCCUCGGCUCUCGUGCUCUACAUUCUUCGGAAGCUGCCUCCCAAGAGAGUAUCAGCACAGUACCACCCUAUUCGUUAGCAGCAGCAGCUGCAUCAAUGCAGUCUGCUGGUAACCAUUGACUUUGACUUUUGAAUUUUAACAGUCAAUUCAGUGUUUGAUGCUAUUGGAUUUAAGCAAAGCAGACUCAAAUAUAUGCAGUUUUGUGUUGCUAGUUCGAUGUAGAAUAACAGUAGCAAUCUGUCAUUAUUGCAAGUUGCAACUCGAAUGGAGAAAUUUUUUUGAUCAAUUUCUUCAAGAACGUUAAUCGCCAUUUGGUCACCGUUGUAAUGUUUGUUUUGAAGAACCUUAUGUUUCACUAUUAAUGUUUAAGUGGCUUGAAUAUUUGGAAUCCAAUAAACAACAUCUUUUUUCAGUCUU